Messenger RNA from Aricia agestis (brown argus), 4303 nucleotides. RefSeq names its product rho guanine nucleotide exchange factor 2 (gene cyst). Gene Ontology annotation, molecular function: guanyl-nucleotide exchange factor activity. The transcript has 34 exons. Bases 143 to 4045 code for a protein of 1300 amino acids. Gene Ontology annotation, biological process: regulation of Rho protein signal transduction. NCBI's taxonomy places the organism in Eukaryota, Metazoa, Arthropoda, Insecta, Lepidoptera, Lycaenidae. The record is from RefSeq and is a predicted model, not a curated record.
UGUGAAAACUUUCCGGACAUCUCAUGGGAAACAGUUUUUUAAGAACCUUGUGCAAGUUAUUUGGCAGUAGUGAGUUAGUGCAAUGUUUUGAUCUAGUAUUGGACGUGUUUUACAACUUUGUUUAAAGUACAAGGUUACUAAAAUGAAUGUGCCAUCACAAGAAAAUGUUGGCCUUUUGUCAUCAGACGAGGGCGGCGGCAGCUCUGAGCCGGAGGAGAGCAGCGAGGACGAGGUCACGGAGCACGCGCCACCACCGCCCGCCAUGGCCGCCGCGAGGGCUCAGGUACACAUGCAAGUGCCGACAAUAAGCGUGACGCCGCAUAGUCCAGGCGUUUUAGACGACAGUCUGCAGCAGCUGCGUCGACUGCAUGCGGCCGUGCAGCGCAUGAGAGCGGCGCCGCUACCGUUCCUGGCAACCAGCACAAGUAGACUAAGCACUUCGUGUCCGUCGCUGUGCAAAGAUGGUGUAGUGGAACAGGACUGCGCGUCGCCGACGCAUUUGGAUUUCUACCCGCAAAGUAGGAAGGGUAGUGGUGAAUCCCGACAAUGGGGUAUAUGGGACAGACGCGACGAGGGGCGACGCAGCUCGUGGGCGGCGCUCGAGCCCGGACCCAGGCUGCACGAUACGCAGAAACUACGCAGCGCACUCAAUGGUCACAGCGCGUCGCUGUCGUCUAUGGAGUCGGAGGGCGAGGUACCCCGGCCCGUCAGACACUCCACGCACUCACUCAACGACAGUGAUCUCGCCAAGGAGUUCGAGAAAGUAGGCGCGGCGCUGCGUGCUGCCGCAACAGCAGGGGCAGGCGGGGCGCGGCUGGCGGCGAGACUGCCGCUACAGAAGUCCGUGUCUACGCCGAGCAUCGUAGCCGCAGUUACACCGCAACCGCCGCCACCGCCUAACGCUUUGUCUGGCGGCGCGAGCGAGACGAGCGACGAGGAGUCGACGACGGUGGCGCCGCCGCCGCGCCGCAACAACGCACAGGACCUCGGCCUGCACAGAUUAGCGUUUUUGGAGCAGGCUGCGUAUGAUCAUCAUGCAGAAAAACGACGGAAGAGGGGCAGCUUAUUCUUCAGAAAGAAGAAGGACAAAGCGCGUAAGGCGGCGCACGCGUGGGCGGCGGCUGGUGGCGGCGGGCUGUGUGAUUGGUGCGCGCGGGAUCUCGCAGACAAGCCCGCACUAUAUUGCGAGAAUUGCACGAUGACAGUGCACCAAAACAUUUGUAAGGACUACAUCGUCGAAUGCAAUAAACCAAAGUCUUCAAAGACAUCUGUAGGAAAAUCUUUAAGCUCGGGUAGCGGAAAAGGCAGCAAAAGGAGUUCCGUUUCCGGGCAGUCGCAGAAUUCAACCAGCACCGGUCACGUAUACGACGACAGGGACGGUUCUGAUCAUAAACACGAUCAAAGCAAUGCAUCGGACGACGCAGCGACGAGUGAAUGGCCAGAGGCGUAUAUAACCCCAGACCAAUUGGGCGACGAGGCCAUCAGCUUGGGGCUCGGCGCGUCCGAACCGGACACCUGGGCAGCUGGCGCACCUAAAGGACUAGCCAAAUCCCUCGGCGAAAGAGAGACGAAACGUCAAGAACACAUAUACGAGCUUAUACUGACGGAGAAACACCAUUGUUUAACGAUACGACUUAUGCAAAAGAUGUUCGCUGCGGGCAUGGCUCGCGCGGGCGUGGCGGGCGCGCAGGUUGCCCGCAUGUUCCCGCGCCUGGACGAGUUAUGGUCGUUGCACGCGGCGCUACUGUCCCGCCUCCGCGCUCGCCAGCGAGCGGCGCCGCGCGUUCCCAGCGUCGCCGACAUACUCGCUGAAGCCUUCGCCCCGCCUGACCAUCAGCGGCUGAAAGCGGCUUACGGCGAGUUCUGUUCCCGCCACCGAGACGCGGUGGAGGUGUUCAAGGAGUGCUGCACGCGGGAGCCUCGCCUCGCGCGGUUCAUACGCAAGUGUCAACAGAACCCGCUACUGAGGAAAAAGGGCGUGCCGGAGUGCGUGCUAUUCGUAGCGCAGAGGCUGACGAAGUACCCGCUACUACUGGAGCCGUUACUCAAGACCGCCGGCGACGACGUCUCAGAGCGACAGUUGUUGCAGAAGGCGCUGUGCGGUGUUAAGGAAAUCCUAGUCGAUGUGGACAAUCAAGUGGCAGCUAAGGAGAGGGAGGACCGAAAAUUGGAAAUUUACCAUCGGAUAGACGCCAAAUCUUUUGCCAACUUUCGCGGCAAGAAGUUCAAGAAAAGUGACAUACUACAAGGAAAUAGGAGUUUGAAGUUUGAGGGCGUGGCUACACUGAUGCAAGGCCGGAGCAAGAUGCAGACUUUACUAGUGAUAGUGCUGUCUGAUGUUCUAUUCUUCCUACACGACAACAAUAACAAAUACACUUUCUUUACGCCGGAUAAUAAGACGGGCGUGGUCUCGCUCAGCAAGUUGCUCGUGCGCGAGAAGGCGGGCGCGGAGGGGCGUGGCCUGUAUCUGAUAUGCAGCGGACCGGCCGAACCCGAGAUGUUCGAGCUGCGGGUACACCGACCCAAGGACAUCGCUGUUUGGAUACACUCCGUCAGGGCCGCAGUACAAAACUGCCCGGAUGAAACCGAAGACUCGGAGGCCGGCGCGCCCGCAACCUCCGCCGAAGAGAGACAGAGGCAGCUCGAAGCGAGGCACGAGAAUAUAAGACUGAUUACAGAGGCGCUGCGAGCCAAGGACAGAGAGCAUGCGGUGUUACUCGAGGAGAAGAUGGCGCUGCACAUGAAGAUGGUCGGCUACACCGGCGCCGCCACGCUCGAAGUGCCGCAUACGGGUGACCCCGGCGGUUUCCCCGGCGGGCUCGUGUUUCCGGACUACGUGCGGCUCGCGGCCCCCUCCGCCGACACGCACGCGCUGUGGCAGGAGGUCUGCAGGGUUGUCAAGGAGGCGCUAGAAGCAGCAGGCGGUGGCGGCGCGGGCGGCACGUUGCUCGGCCGCAGCACGAGCUCGGCGGGCGAGCGGCACUCGUGCGCGUACGAGAGCCCCGCUCUGCCGCGCCGAGCGGACACCUUCGCUGGAUUCGACGCAUCUAGACAUAAAGGUGUGACGGUACGCAACGGCAGCGAAGCGGGCGACGUCACGGACGGCGAUGGGGUGGCGACACUGCGGUUGCAGCACGCCAUAUACACGCUUACUUGCAUCGUGUGGCAGCAGCUUACCACUAUACACAGCCUGGAAGCGCAAGUGUGCGCGUGGCGUGCGAGCGGCGGUGCGGGCGCGGGAGCGGGGUGGGCGCGCGCGCACGAGGCGCAGUUGGAGGAGUUGCGGCAUGCGCAGGCGCGACUCACCGCCGACCGCGCCGCAUGGGAGGCCCGACGAGCCGCCGACACUGAUGCUUUAGACUUAGAACGGCGUCAGCUGAAGGCCGCUCGUCAGGAGCUGGAGGAGCAGCAGAAGGACGUGGAGCAGCAGCGGGAGAGACUGUACAGGCGGCUCGAGCGCCUGCAGCAACAUGGCGGGUCGCAGGAGGAGAUCGCGAGCGUCGGCACCCUGUCCCCGGACUCCAGCGUCAGCGAUACCAACAGACGGAAGGAGCCCAAGUGGCGCAACUCUCGCGGCUCAACCGGGUCGGAGUCGUCGACGUCGACGGGCGUCCGCGCCGCGCUGCCGCCGCCGCAGCUGCUGUCCGCGCACAACGAGAGUCGCGCCACCGCCCGCGCGCCCACCAUACAGCAAAUGGUGAAGCAACAGUUACCACUUAAACUGGCCAGCGGCAAAGGCCAGCAGCCGCCGCCCGGCUACCACCGCUUGCACGAAUCACCCAGCGAGGGUCUGCAGGCGAGCGCGGGGGGCGUGGCGGGUGCGGGGGGCGGGUCAUCGCACACCCGCACGGGCAGCUCGCCCGCGCCGCUGCCCUCGCACAUGCCCGCGCCGCCACCCAAUAGGGCUACAAGGACGAACACGUACCCGAAGCUGCCGGACAAGUUCCGCGUGCGGUCGCCGGACCCCCCCGCGCCGCACGUCACCCCCAACACCCCCAACACACCCAACACCCCCCAGCAGGAGGAGGAAGUGAUAUACUUCUGACACCGGCGCUCGCGCUCCACGCACGGCGGCUCCUGAGGCUGCCGACUCUCGUAAGACGUAACGCUCAUUUGAACGUUGUUGCAAAAUAAACCAUACUAUGGUACACAUAAUGUACACGUAAUGUUUAAAUUUGAUUGUCGUAAAUACCAAAUGAGCGAUUUGUAUCUAGUUUAGACUUAGGGAUAUAGCCCACCGGGAAGCCAACGCGACGUACCAUGUCGCGCCGCCGCGCGCCGUUUAUAAACUUAACUUUAAGAA